AUGUCUAAUUUGUUAGAAAUCAGCUCUGAUGAGCAAUUUGGCGACCUCCUUUCCAAGAAAGAUACUGUCUACGUCUUGAACUUUUGGGCUUCUUGGGCCGAACCUUGUCAGCAAAUGAAUGAAGUCUUUGCUGAACUCGCUGGUAAAUUCCCUGCUCUUCAAUUCCUCAAGAUUGAAGCAGAAGAAUACCCUGACAUCUCUGAAACUUUCGAGAUUUCUGCCGUUCCUACUUUUAUUGUACUCAAGGGUGGCAAAAUUGCUGAACAAAUUGAAGGUGCAAAGGCUGCUGAAUUGACAAAUGCCGUAGCUAAGCAUGCAAAGGGUGUGUUGAAUAAGUUUGCCAAUUCCGCAGCGGCUGGCACAGAUAACGGAGCAAAGCCUGUCAAGGAUUUGAACGCUCGUCUCAAAGCACUUGUGAAUAGCGCACCUGUCAUGAUUUUCAUUAAGGGUACUCCUCAGCAGCCUCGUUGCGGUUUCUCACGUCAAUUGGUCGAGUUAUUAGGAGAGGAGAAGGUCAAAUACAGCUCGUUCAAUAUUCUUGCAGAUGAGGAUGUUCGUCAAGGGUUAAAGGCUUACUCUGACUGGCCAACAUACCCUCAAGUGUAUGUCAAUGGAGAGUUGAUGGGCGGUUUGGAUAUUAUCAAAGAGAUGAUUGCAUCAGGCGAAUUUAAAGAAAUGUUACCCAAAGAAAAGGACCUCAGCACUCGCCUGCAGGAAUUGAUCGAAAAGCAAUCUGUCAUGGUGUUUAUCAAGGGCACACCUGAAGAGCCUCGCUGUGGAUUCUCAAGACAGUUGAUUGCUUUGUUGAACGACAGACAUGUUAAAUACGGUUAUUUUGAUAUCUUAUCAGAUGACGACGUCAGACAAGGCAUGAAGGCUCAUGUAGACUGGCCAACAUUCCCCAUGCUGUUCUAUAAGGGCGAAUUAUUGGGCGGCUUAGAUAUUGUAAAGGAAAUGAUUGAAAGUGGUGAAUUUGAUCAAGUUUUAACUGCUUAA
Molecule: messenger RNA, 996 nt
Organism: Mucor velutinosus
Lineage: Eukaryota; Fungi; Mucoromycota; Mucoromycetes; Mucorales; Mucoraceae
Exons: 6
Coding region: 1-996 (331 amino acids)
Biological process (GO): intracellular iron ion homeostasis
Cellular component (GO): cytosol; nucleus
Source: RefSeq, a predicted model, not a curated record